Molecule: messenger RNA, 1098 nt
Organism: Drosophila novamexicana
Lineage: Eukaryota; Metazoa; Arthropoda; Insecta; Diptera; Drosophilidae
Gene: Grl62c
Exons: 2
Coding region: 1-1098 (365 amino acids)
Source: RefSeq, a predicted model, not a curated record
AUGUCGCAGCACUCGCUGCUCUGUUGCUGCCACCUUUUCGGUUACUUUGGGGCACAGACGGUUGUGUGUGAGCUGUUCGCGCUGUGCAACAUCUACUACAAUGAGGCCACGGCAAGAUUUGCUCUGGCCCAGCAAACACUUAUCUACUGGAUGUUUGGCCUCAAUCUAGUCGCGUGGAUUUUGGUGGUUUGUAAUGCUGGCGCUGAUAGCCGAAUUGACGUCUACGCUAACUUUAUAUACGCAAUGCCCUGCAUUCUUUACAUGUGCACGCGCCAGUGGUUGAUGGUCACGCUCAAUGAGAUGGUUGGCGUGCAACGCCAGCUGGGUAGCUGGCUCUGUGUUAGGGUGGUGUGUGCUUAUAUCUGGUCUCUGCUCGUAUCCGUGCAGCUAGGGUGGAUCAUCUACUGGCAGCUACAGCUUUAUGAUUACCUAAAGCUGCUGUGUGUAGCAUUCUGGGUGGUCUGCUGUUAUCUGCAGCUGCUGCUGCACUUCAAUUGCUUCAUUUGGUUGCACUGCAUCUAUGUGGCCAUAAAUCGGAUGCUGGCUGCGCCCUUCAGCUGCCAUCGGCGAUUUAAGCUGCUGCACAGGGUGCUUCAAGUGGAGCCAACGUUGCAAAAAAUACAACGACACAUGACACACUAUUUCGGCGUUUAUCUGCUGUCGCUUUUUGCGCUGAUGUUGCGCAAGUUGCACUUGUCUUUUAAAAAGGAGGUGGAUCUGCGGGGCAGGGUUAUCUUACGUUUGCAGCUGAUACAGCUCAGAUAUGGGGCAAAUCUUUUAAGCCUGAUCAUCACAUUGCUGUUGGCUCGACGGCACUUUCGCAAGGAGCGUAUCAAAUUCGAGUCGAGACUGUGGCAGCUGGUGCAGCAGCCGCAACUUUUUUUGCCACAGCUGCGCCAGUGUCGCAAGGGUCGCAGAAGACGUAUCCACCAAUUUUGGAUGUGCUUUACACUGGCAAUCGACCUGAACAACUUCGUCACAAGCAGGCGUUGCCAGCUGCUUUAUUGCCAAGUAAGCGCCACAGCUCUGGGCCAACUACUUGGCUGGUUGCUGUUCGGCUUGUCCACAAUGCUGCCAAAGGGCGUGGUUGGACACUAA